UUACUAUCACGAGUUAAGGUUGUUUUGGAGUAAAAAUCUCAAACCUUGCGAUCCCUUUCAUCAAUACUACGAAGCGGUGAAAAGGUUACAGCGGUACAGAUCCUAAAGCACACGUAAAUCACCAUGGUUGAUAGCGUUUACCGUACACGUUCCUUGGGAAUCGGUGUCUCUGGCAUUCCAGAUCAGUACGCAGAUGGAAAAGCCGCAAAAGUCUGGCAGCACUACAUCGGUGGACACAAGAAACGAACAGAGUCAUAUAGAGAAUUCUUCUGCAAUCUUUUGAAUGACAACGGUGUAAAACACAUUCUCGAUGUCGCUUGUGGAACAGGAGUGGACUCCAUUAUGCUGCUUGAAAACAACUUUAAAGUGACAAGCACAGAUGCCAGUGAUAAAAUGUUGAAACAAGCAUGGAAGAUACGGUGGCAGCGUCGAAAGGAAGAAGCCUUUGAUGAGUGGGAAAUUGAAGAAGGCAACUGGCUUUCUUUAAAAGAUGCCAACAUUGAUGUCCCUCCACAAGGUUUUGAUGCAGUCAUCUGUCUUGGCAAUUCAUUCGCUCACUUGCCAGACUUCCAAGGAGACUUAACCAAUCAGAAGCUGGCAAUUCAAAACUUCCAAGAUAUGUUAAAGCCAGGCGGGGUCUUGUUCAUCGACCACCGCAAUUAUGAUGCUAUUCUUGAUACAGGCAAAGCCCCUCAGCGAAACUUGUAUUACAAUAGUGACUGUAUUGAGAGUAUCAAGACUUCAGUCCUAUUUGUGGAUGGCAAAGAGAGUAUGAUAACAUUGGACUACACUGUUGACCCUUCAAAGGCUUCAGAUGAUUUUACAGAAGAGGGAGAAGAACCAGCAGUGAAGAAAAGGAAAUCAACUGAAGGAGACAUCAGCAAGUUCCGUCUUUCCUACUGCCCCCUGCGCCUGAGCACAUUUACCAACCUCCUGAAAAGCGUCUUUGGUGAAGCCACAAGACAUGAAGUGUUUGGCGACUUUGAACCUCUUGGACAAGUUGAAUGCCCAGCAUAUUAUGUUCACAUGAUUUGGAAACAGGCCAGUGAAGAUGUGAAUGGUGCGGAAGAUCACUAAACUUUUGGCAAUCUUGUAGCAUCAAAGAGAAUCCUUGAUUUUGAUAUCGACAGUUAAUAGUAGAUCAGAAUUAACUUUAAAUUGUAUUUAGUAGUUAUGUCUGUGUCCAUUGUCACUCCUGAUAAGUGGGAGGUGCACAUGUACAUAAAGUGUAGUUGUUUUUUUUUGUUUUUCUUGUAAAAAUUACUGUAACAGUAUACUACAGUUAAAAUGUAGUCAUUGAUAGAGUUGUUAACCCUUUACUCCCAAGAUCUGAUUGUUAAUUCUCUCCUCCAGCUGCUACACAUUUCCUUAUAAAUUAGUUAUGGGAACUGGGUGCUAGGUCAAGAUAGCAGCUUCCACCUGAUAAGUUAGGAUAUUCUCAUUACCUGUUUGCUGAAUAACAUGGGAUAUUACAGGGAGAAGUUUCAUGUUUAUAACUUCUGGUAAUCAGAGUCAAUAUGAUACACAGCACACAGAAAGGGCCUAGCAAACAAUGGUGCGUGCAUUUGUCAUUUUUUCCAAACCUUUGCAUGAAGUGGCUUUUAUUCCCCAGAGAUGAAGCCAGUUGCCAGUUCUUUUGACAAGUGUGCAAGCCUCACUGGGAUUUCUGUAGCCAGUGAAAACACCUCAGCGACAUUUUGUACAAAGUGAGACACAGAGUGAAGCAAUUGAUAUUGUCAAAAUAAGAGUUGCAACUAGUGGGCACCCUUGCCAACUAAACUAAAUAUAAUAGCUAGAAUGAAUUUUCUUUUCGUUUUUUAAUGUAAAGGAUUCCUGUGCAUGUAAAACUAUCUUAAACAAUGGCUUGUCAUUAUCUCCUUUAGUUGAGUUAAUGAUUUAACCCACAGUACUGGGGUUCCAAACACUCUCUUUAGAGGUAAAAAAAAUUCUGUGAAAAGUGUAUCAUGAAAAAAAUUUAAAGUCUAUGCAAUAAAUUGUUGCGGUUUCCUUUAA
Messenger RNA from Pocillopora verrucosa, 2013 nucleotides. RefSeq names its product glycine N-methyltransferase-like. NCBI's taxonomy places the organism in Eukaryota, Metazoa, Cnidaria, Anthozoa, Scleractinia, Pocilloporidae. Gene Ontology annotation, molecular function: glycine binding; glycine N-methyltransferase activity; S-adenosyl-L-methionine binding. Gene Ontology annotation, biological process: S-adenosylmethionine metabolic process; protein homotetramerization; regulation of gluconeogenesis. The record is from RefSeq and is a predicted model, not a curated record. Gene Ontology annotation, cellular component: cytosol.